AUUUGCUAUUACAUAACCCACCAACCCACUUCUUCCACCUCCCCAGCCAGCAAAUUAGAGUUUGCACCUGUCGGAUUUUCUCUCUCCUCUUUUUUCUUUUUCUCCUAAAAAACUAUCUAUCAAAUUAUAACAACCACCACCAACGGCUUAAACCGUGUGGCAGUGGCACCAGCUCCUCUUUUUUUCUUUUUUCUUUUUUCUCUUCUGCCACUCCCUCUUCAUUAUGAUUGUGGACUCGAAAAAUGGAGGUGCCCAGAAGAAUUAUUCGGAGCUAAUGAAGUGGAAGGCGCAAAAUAUUUUAGUGUAGUGCGGUUCCGAUUCAUGCAGAGGAAGAAAACGUGUGUUGUAGUCACGAUUUUGUUUUUGCGGCCAUGGCAUACGCACAUUACCGAUCGCAGUUCGGAGACACGACUUUCACCAAAGUUUUUGUUGGCGGGCUGGCUUGGGAGACGCCCACUGAGGAAAUGCGGAGGUAUUUUGAGCAGUUUGGGGAGAUUCUUGAAGCUGUGAUUAUUACUGAUAAGAACACUGCAAAGUCUAAGGGAUAUGGAUUUGUGACUUUUCGGGAUCCUGAAUCUGCCAGAAGGGCGUGUGCUAAUCCGAACCCAGUCAUUGAUGGCAGACGUGCAAACUGUAACAUCGCUGCAUUGGGACGGCCUCGACCUUCGCCCCCUCGAGGACGAGCGCAGGGUGGAAUUAAUCCCUAUCAAGGAAGCACAAUGCAGGCAACGCCAUCGUAUAGCGGAGUGCCUGCACCAUUAAACCAACCGCCACUACCGCCAGCGCCUCCGCCGCCUCCCCCGGUCGUGUAUUCGCCGUACGGAUACCCAUCUUACAGUCCUGAUUAUGGCUACCACCCCCAAGCAGUGUACAACCCACAAGUUCAACAGCCACAAUACUACCAUCAAUCCCCAUAUUUGUAUGGUUACUCAGUACAAUCUCCCAGAGCAACAUUUUCCAAUGCUCCUCCUCAGUCGCAUCAUCACCGUGUACCGCCUUCCUAUCUCUACUAUCCCGCAGCGGCUCCUUCUCCUCACGCUCAAUUCGAACCCUCAUCCUCCUUCUCCAACUAUCCUCCCCCGCCCCUCUUGCGCCACCGGUUUUCCUCUACAGAUUCACAGACAUCGCAGCAAACUCCCACAGAAGCAGAAGCAGAAGCAGAAGCAGAAGCAGGAGCUGUUACUUCAGAAAGUCCAAGCACUUGAAACAGAAUCAGAAUCAGAAUCUGAAUCUGAAGAAGAAGAAGAAGACACAUUCAUAAAAACCAACCAAAUUAUUGGUUCCAUUUUCCAUGGAAGANAAAAAGAAGAAAAAUGGGGGACGAGCUAGCAAUUGUAUAAAGUUGACAACUUGAUCGAUUUUACACUCUCUUGAGACCCCCAGAUUUUUUUUUUUCCCUUUUUUUCUGCAGAGGCUGUGCUCAAUUUUAGGAGAGAAUCGAUCCUGCAAGUUGACCUAAUCAACCACUUUUUUUUUCUUCUUCUUUUUCA
This is a messenger RNA of Momordica charantia (bitter melon), 1490 nucleotides long. Its product is annotated as RNA-binding (RRM/RBD/RNP motifs) family protein. Lineage: Eukaryota; Viridiplantae; Streptophyta; Magnoliopsida; Cucurbitales; Cucurbitaceae. The record is from RefSeq and is a predicted model, not a curated record. Gene Ontology annotation, molecular function: RNA binding.